Hirundo rustica (Barn swallow) is the source of this 3088-nucleotide messenger RNA. RefSeq names its product Rho family GTPase 3 (gene RND3). NCBI's taxonomy places the organism in Eukaryota, Metazoa, Chordata, Aves, Passeriformes, Hirundinidae. Gene Ontology annotation, biological process: small GTPase-mediated signal transduction. Gene Ontology annotation, molecular function: GTP binding; GTPase activity. The transcript has 5 exons. The record is from RefSeq and is a predicted model, not a curated record. Bases 94 to 828 code for a protein of 244 amino acids.
UUUUUUUUUUUUUUUUUUUUUUUUUUUUUUUUUUUUUUUCUCCUUCUCCUUCUCUUCUGUUGUGGCCGGCCGGAGGGACUUAAGGGGAGAUCAAUGAAGGAAAGAAGAGCGAGCCAGAAGUUAUCGAGCAAGGCGGUGAUGGAUCCCAACCAGAACGUGAAGUGCAAGAUCGUGGUGGUGGGGGACAGCCAGUGCGGGAAGACCGCGCUGCUGCACGUCUUUGCCAAGGACUGCUUCCCCGAGAGCUACGUCCCCACCGUGUUCGAGAACUACACGGCCAGCUUCGAGAUCGACACUCAGCGCAUCGAGCUCAGCCUCUGGGACACCUCGGGGUCUCCUUAUUACGACAACGUCCGCCCGCUCUCCUACCCCGACUCCGACGCUGUCCUGAUCUGCUUUGACAUCAGCCGGCCAGAAACCCUGGACAGUGUCCUAAAAAAGUGGAAAGGGGAGAUCCAGGAGUUCUGCCCCAACACCAAGAUGCUUCUGGUGGGCUGCAAGUCGGACCUGCGCACCGAUGUCAGCACGCUGGUGGAGCUCUCCAACCACAGGCAGACCCCUGUGUCCUACGACCAGGGUGCAAAUAUGGCCAAACAGAUUGGAGCAGCCACGUACAUCGAAUGCUCAGCCUUACAGUCAGAAAACAGCGUCAGAGACAUUUUUCACGUCGCCACCCUGGCGUGUGUGAACAAAACAAACAAAAAUGUGAAACGAAACAAAUCCCAGAGGGCCACAAAGCGGAUUUCACACAUGCCUGGCAGGCCGGAACUGUCCACGGUGGCCACGGACUUGAGAAAGGACAAAGCAAAGAGCUGCACGGUGAUGUGAAGGAGCUGGGAUUUCCUGGAGGAGGAGGUGGAGGAGGAGGAAGAUCCAGGAGGGGUUGGAGCUCGAUGAAGUCACAGCCACGGGGUGUUUAAUGAGGGCUUUGCCAGCGCUUUCAUGGAGGCUUCUCCUGUUGUGUGAGACUCUGCUUAAGGACUGAGCAGCAGGAAGAAAAGGCUCCCGGAGAGGUGGCGUCAGGAAUUUCUGUUGAAGACAAAUGCCAAAAAAAUAAAUAAAAUAAAAUAAUAAUUGUAAUAAUCAAAGGGAAAACGUUUGAAUGUGCUGAGAGAAGAGGAUGCUUGGGGAAUAACCCUGCAGAGGAGAGUUGUCGUGGACACUGCAAGUUUCUUUUAGUAACGCUUUGCUCCUGGAUGCUACCGCUUUGAUUUCAUUCCAACAAUACUUUAAUGGGAUUUAUAUAUUAUUUUUUUUUUUAAUGAAGACGUUAUUAAUGCGCCCUUCUCGUUAAGGAACUUAUCCCCGUGACCUUAGAGAUGGUUUCCCAAAGGAUUUGAUCUCAUUUUUUUGUUUGUUUGUUUAGUAGCUGAGUGUGAAAAUGGAGAGGAUACCGAGGCCUGUGUGUCAGCUCAGAGGGAAAUUUCGGAGCAGUCUGGAGUUCUGCCUCCCCCAUCCGCGGUGGGGGAUGAAGACAGCUGUUUGAGGAUUCCCAGGAUUUGCGUGGGAAGGAGAUGGAUCGGAUCUGGGGGGCAGGGCUGGAUCCUCUUUGUGGUUGUGAUGAUGUGGAAGUGGUGCCCGGUCCUGGUGUUGCUGUAGGUUGGAGCGGGAGGUGCCGAGAGCUGUGACGGCAGAUGAUGAUCCCUGUGCUUUCCCAACCCUCAUCCUUCCUGAAGCCUUACUGCCCGCCUGGGGAAGCCCCAAAAACCCCUCUGGGCUUCUCCCAGGAGCUGCAGAGCCCAUGGAUCCCGCAGAAAUGCUCUUCUGGGAUGUGGUUCGCUGCAAAAAAAAACCAAACAAAAAACAACAACAACAAAAAAGCCCCUCAAAAAACCUGCGAAUGAGCCAGCAGAGCCUUUUGUGACGCUCCUCCUUUUGGGGUCUGAAGAACUGCGAGGCCUUCAGGGGAACCCCAGUGGGAACUGCCUACUGCCCUUAGUUUUGGGAUUAACACAGAAGUACCCAGCACCCCAAUCCUGAAACGGGGCGAGCUGGUUGAGCCCCAUUCUGCUGUUGUUACACCGAGUUAAAUCAGCCUUUUUCCCCCUUUUCUUCUGUUGUUACACGGAUUUAAAUCACCUUUUCCCCCCUUCCUGCUGUUGUUACACUGAUUUAAAUCAGCCUUUUCCCCCUUUCUGCUGUUGUUACACUGAGUUAAAUCACCUUUUUCCCCCUUCCUGCUGUUGUUACACUGAGUUAAAUCACCUUUUUCCCCCUUCCUGCUGUUGUUACACUGAUUUAAAUCACCUUUUUCCCCCUUUCUGCUGUUGUUACACUGAGUUAAAUCACCUUUUUCCCCCUUUCUGCUGUUGUUACACUGAGUUAAACCACCUUUUUCCCCCUUUCUGCUGUUGUUACACUGAGUUAAAUCACCUUUUUCCUCCCGACCCGCCCGAGUUCUCCCCAAAGGAAGGAGACAGAGCUCUCUGAGCAGGCUGGAUUUUGCUUGUGGAGGACGAGCAUUUCAAUUUGCCCACGGCGAUGCUUCGUUUUCGAAGCGUUGAAGAAGCUCUGUUGGCUGGUGCAGAAGGUAAAGGUGAGCUCAGUUCUGUGUGUUCCCCCCCGCACUUUGGUUCAUCUGAGAAAAGGAAGAGGAAUCUCACUCCCAUUCUGGUUGUUUCCCACAAAAAGAAAAAAAAAAAAAAAAGAAAAAAAGAAAAAAAGACGUUUUUUUGACCACCCUAAUAAGCUUUUAACUGAUGCAACAAGUUGCUCUUAGGGCAGUAUUACAAAAUAGCUGGUAAGUGCUUCUUUCUGUAUUUAAAUAUUGUGGAGGAAAAAAAAAAAUAAGUUAUAACUGUUAUAAAGCAGGACGUUCAUUACCUUUUUUUUUGUUCGUUUGUUUGUUUUUAAUUGUUGAAGUCACUUUGUACGUUUGGUUAAUGUUUCUGCAGUAUUUAUUAAAAUACCUUUUUUUUUGUUUUGUUUUCCCCCCUUUGAAUUAAAAAAACAACAACAAACAACAAAAAAAAGAGGGAUUUUCUUGUGGUGGAAACGGCCUUUGCGUGGUAGUUCAUUAACAGCUGUGCGUUUUGGGGCGUAAUUGUGCUGGGGUUUGAGCGGGAAUUUUGGGCAUUAAAUUUCCCUC